Messenger RNA from Hemicordylus capensis (graceful crag lizard), 650 nucleotides. Its product is annotated as U6 snRNA-associated Sm-like protein LSm8. NCBI's taxonomy places the organism in Eukaryota, Metazoa, Chordata, Lepidosauria, Squamata, Cordylidae. Gene Ontology annotation, molecular function: RNA binding. Bases 41 to 496 code for a protein of 151 amino acids. Gene Ontology annotation, cellular component: U6 snRNP; U4/U6 x U5 tri-snRNP complex; precatalytic spliceosome. The transcript is spliced from 4 exons. Gene Ontology annotation, biological process: mRNA splicing, via spliceosome. The record is from RefSeq and is a predicted model, not a curated record.
CUGCCUAAUUCUCCCCCCCAACUUCCCUCGCUCGCGAAAUAUGUUCUGCACGCGUGCGCAAUGUCACAUAGACCCGGAUGUAAUUGUCGUUAGCGGCGCGAGUCGUGGUUUCGGACCCUGGAUAUUUGAAGUCUCUCUGGCGGCGGCUUACUUCGCCUGGUCUGCCCUGCGCCGCGCUCCAGGGUGGAAGCGGGAGUUCGCCGUCAUGACCUCCGCUCUAGAGAACUACAUUAACCGUACUGUUGCAGUAAUUACUUCCGAUGGUCGAAUGAUUGUGGGAACUCUUAAAGGCUUUGAUCAGACCAUUAACUUGAUUUUGGAUGAAAGUCAUGAAAGAGUCUUUAGUUCUUCACAAGGAGUGGAACAAGUAGUAUUAGGAUUGUACAUUGUAAGAGGAGAUAAUGUAGCUGUAAUUGGAGAGAUUGAUGAAGAGACAGACUCUGCACUUGACUUGGGGAAUAUUCGAGCAGAACCUUUGAACUCUGUUGUACAUUGAAGAAAAAGACCAGUACAAAAGGACUUCAUAAAUCUCAGCCUGUACAGAACUAUUUAUAGGAUGGCGUGGCUACUUUUUACAGGUUUUAUGUAAUGACCUAGUUUAUUAUUUUGAAUGUUAUGGUUUGAUCUGUAAAUUAAAGGUUUACAUUUUA